Molecule: messenger RNA, 273 nt
Organism: Trichosporon asahii var. asahii CBS 2479
Lineage: Eukaryota; Fungi; Basidiomycota; Tremellomycetes; Trichosporonales; Trichosporonaceae
Exons: 3
Coding region: 1-273 (90 amino acids)
Source: RefSeq, a predicted model, not a curated record
AUGCCGCCCGACACAACACCGGACAGCAAGUCUGACACUUUCACGUCCGUGCUUCCCGUCGUUGAGGAUGUGCUGGAGUGUGUGUACAACCUCGCCGAGGGCGGGGAUACGACCAUUGACGAGGUUGUGACCAAGCAGGCCCGCGAAAUCCAAGCUCAGUUGAACGGUAUGAAGGCUGCCGCGACGGCGCUUCCAGGUGGACACAUCAGCACGCAGAUGAUUGGCGAGCUGUCGAAUGUCUUCGACGCGCAGACCGCGGAGAGAAGCUUGUGA